Messenger RNA from Astyanax mexicanus (Mexican tetra), 4394 nucleotides. RefSeq lists its product as uncharacterized. The record is from RefSeq and is a predicted model, not a curated record. Bases 141 to 4040 code for a protein of 1299 amino acids. Lineage: Eukaryota; Metazoa; Chordata; Actinopteri; Characiformes; Acestrorhamphidae. The transcript has 19 exons.
CUGUUAACCACCCCAGUUUUGAUCCAUGUAAUACCUACACUGCGCUGGAUCAACCCUGGAGAUCCAGUAAUGAGACUGGACUGAAUAUUUGUGACAGCUACUUUAACUGGAACGGCUGGUAUCGACUGUUCAGUCAUGGGAUGAACACCCGUAUGCCGGAGAGCUGUGUUGAUGUGAACAGAUGUGGCACUUACUACACUCUGUGGCUCAACGGUCCUCACCCUCAGAUAGAGGAUGGAGUGGUCACUCGUCAGGUCUGUGGAAAUACAGGAUAUGACUGCUAUUACUUCAGAACUACAACCAUUCAAGUCAAGGCAUGCCCAGGAAACUACUAUGUCUAUGAGCUCAUCCGGCCAGAUUACUGCAACAUGGCCUACUGUACAGAUGGCAGCUACAUAACACCAACAUCAGCUCCAGCAAUCCCAGUCACUCCUGAAGAUUUUAGCAUGAGCACAGACAGUCUCACCAGCUCCAUGUUUGACCCCUGUGACCACUACAACGUCCUUGAUGAGUACUGGAGGAGCACUAAGAGCUAUUACACUGGUCAUGAUGACACGAUUGUUGAAUGGAAUGGCUGGUAUCGGCUCUUCCUUCAGGGAGCGAGCGCUCAGAUGCCUGAGUGGUGUGUGAGCUACAUGACUUGUGGUGGUUACACUCCACUUGCACUUGGUGGUGCUCACCCUCAGGUUCAGGAUGGUAUCGUCAUCAGAGAAGUGUAUGGGUCCAGUGGUAGCCAGUGCACAGCCUACAGAUCCAACUCAAUCCAAGUCAAAGCAUGUCCAGGAAAUUACUACGUCUAUAAAUUAGUGAGGCCUGAUGUAUCAGUCCCAAUGCCUUCUUACUGUGCAGUAACUGUUAACCACCCCAGUUUUGAUCCAUGUAAUACCUACACUGCUCUGGAUCAACCCUGGAGAGCCAGUAAUGAGACUGGACUGAAUAUUUGUGACCAUUACUACCUCAACUGGAACGGCUGGUAUCGACUGUUCAGUCAUGGGAUGAACACUCGUAUGCCGGAGAGCUGUGUUGAUGUGUACAGAUGUGGCACUUAUUACACUCUGUGGCUCAACGGUCCUCACCCUCAGAUAGAGGAUGGAGUGGUCACUCGUCAGGUCUGUGGAAAUACAGGAUAUGACUGCUAUUACUUCAGAACUACAACCAUUCAAGUCAAGGCAUGCCCAGGAAACUACUAUGUCUAUGAGCUCGUCCGGCCAGAUUACUGCAACAUGGCCUACUAUGGUAGCUACAUAACACCAACAUCAGCUCCAGCAAUGACAGUCACUCCUGAAGAUUUCAGCAUAAGCGCUAAUUUUACGACGGACUACAGUUUCGACCCCUGUGAGAACUACACUUCUCUUAAUGAUGAGUGGAGAACCACUCAGAAUUACUAUGGCUACAACAGUCACGACGACACUCUUGUGGAAUGGAGCGGCUGGUAUCGACUGUAUCUCCAUGGUAACAGUGCUCAGCUUCCAGAGUGGUGUUCAAACUACAUGGCAUGCGGUGGUUACACUCCACUUCUGCUUAGCGGCUCUCACCCACGACUACAGGAUGGCAUUGUGACCCGAGAAAUCUAUGGGUCCAGUGGUGACCAGUGCAAAUACUACAGAUCCAACUCAAUCCAAGUCAAAGCCUGUCCAGGACAAUACUACGUCUAUGAACUUGUCACACCGGAUGUUUCGAUCCCCAUACCAACUUACUGUGCAGUUAGUUUCAGUAUCUCCAGUUAUGACCCUUGUACUAACUACACCUCUCUCGACCAACCCUGGAGAGCCAAUAAUGCCACUGGAUUGGAUAUUUAUGACAGUAGCUUUAACUGGAAUGGCUGGUACCGGCUGUUCUAUUAUGGAAUGAAUAUCCAUAUGGCAGAGAGCUGUGUUUCUACAUACAGAUGUGGGUCUUAUUACACUCUGUGGCUCAAUGGUGCUCACCCUCAGAUCGAGGAUGGGGUGGUUGCUCGCCAGGUCUGUGGAAACACUGGAUCAAGCUGCUGUCACUUUGGUUUUCAUGCAAUUCAAGUGAAGGCUUGUCCUGGCAACUACUAUAUUUACCAGCUUACCGAUCCGAAGGAUUCCUAUAACAACUACAACUACUACAACACCUACUACUACCAUAACUACUACUACAAUCCCAUGGCAUACUGUACAGAUGCCAGCAGCAUAACUCCGAUCCAAACUACAGUAACUACAGGCAAUGAAUCCAGUAUAACAAUGACUCCAUCACCUUAUGAAUAUAACUUUGACCCCUGUUACAACCACACUGUUCUCAAUGAAGACUGGAGGAACAUACACUAUUCCUACACUGGUCAUGACGACACCACUGUUGAGUGGGACGGAUGGUACCGGUUUUAUCUCCAAGGAAGAAGUGCUCAGAUAUCUGAGGGAUGUGUGAGCUACAGAAAAUGUGGUGGUUACACUCCACUGGUGCUUGGUGGCUCUCACCCACGAGAACAGGAUGGCAUUGUUACACGAAGUGUUCUGGCGUUCUCUGGUACCAACUGCAAUUCAGCGUCCCAAUCCAAACCAAUCCAAGUGAAGGCCUGUCCUGGACAUUAUUACGUCUACAAACUCGUCAGGCCAGAUGUGUCCAAUAUAAUGCCAACAUACUGCGCAGUGGCUUACAAUUUCCCAAGCACUGACCCCUGUGAUAACUACAAUGUACUGGACCAGUCCUGGAGAGCCACAGACAAUGCAGACCGGAACUAUAACUAUUACUAUUGGUGGUGGUGGUACACAUGGUGCGACAGCUACACAUACUGGAAUGGCUGGUAUCGUCUUCUGUAUCACAGCAAUAACACCCGGAUGCCAGAGUCAUGUGUUAAUCAGGGCAUGUGUGGCACUGAUAUCCCUCUCUGGCUGAAUGGUCCUCAUCCUCGACUGGAAGAUGGAGUAGUCAGUCGGCAGGUCUGUGGGAGCUGGGGCGGUGACUGCUGCUAUUUUAAAUCCUUCCCCAUUCAAGUGAAAGCCUGUCCUGGAAAUUACUAUGUAUAUGAGUUUGUCAGUCCAGCCAUCUGCUCAUCAGCAUAUUGUGCAGAUGUUGCACAUAUUACUAUGACUGAGGCCCCCACUACAGCGAUGGUAGACCCCUGUAAGGAGCUGAACUGCACUGCAGACGAGUGGUGUGGGGAGAGCAAUGGGGUCUAUGGCUGCUUCUGUAAUGAGAACCAUCCUAGACCAGGCAACGACUCUUAUGACUCCAAAGAAGAGUGUGAGAGCAGCUCUGGCACCAUGUCUCUGUCCCGCUGUCAGCUCUUUGAAGCUGGUUUCUCUGCUGACCUCCUGCACCUGAGUGACCCCAACUGCACAGGGACAAUCCAGAACGGCAGAGUGGUCUUCCAUUUUAAUAACGAUGACCAUAUCUGUGGCACCAGUCUCACGGCCAACGGAACCCACUUCAUCUAUGAGAACACUAUCCAGGGGGGAGCAGAAUCAGGAGGAGGGCCCAUUCACAGAAAGAAAUAUCUGGAACUGCAGUUCUCCUGCAUUUAUCAGAUCAGCCAGACACUCUCCAUGGACACCGAAUUAACCCCUCUGCAGAGCGUAGUGCACAAGAACCUUCCAAAUGGUCAGGGGAUGUACCAGGUCAGAAUCGUUCCCUAUCAGGAUGCUGCCCUCUCCCAACCUUACAACGGCAGUGUGAAGAUAGUGGUGGACGAGAGGAUCUAUGUGGGAGUGUUUGUUCAGGGGGUGGACAGUCGUCAGAUUGCCACAGUGAUAGACUCAUGUUGGGCCACUCCUGAGAGGGACCAGCACCAUGCUGUCCGCUGGGAUCUCAUCACUAACAGAUGUCCUAAUUCAGCAGAUAAGACAGUGGAAGUUCUUCAGAAUGGUGUCUCCACUACUGGCCUUUUCUCCUUCAAGAUGUUUGCCUUUAACGGGAACUACCAGAAGGUUUUCCUUCAUUGCUCCAUUUACCUUUGCCUUCUGCAAAACAACAACUGUGCAGCGGACUGUGUCCCUGGAUUUCACCCAAGGGUUGGCCGGUCUGUGAACAACCAUGACCUGGCCUCCAUAUCUGUGGGACCAUUCAUUUGGACAACUUAAAGCACAGGUGCAUGGACUCCACAGAUAAUGAAGGUUCAGAUCUUCUGACUCUACACACCCUUAGAAAGAACGAUUAUACAUAACCCUGAUCUAAUCUCUUUUCAGUAAUUGUGCCACUAGUGCCAUUCUGAAUUUUUAUUUCAUUUUAAUAAUCUGCUUGGGAAUGAGUUUCUGCAACUGAAGAAAUAUAUAUAAUCAAGAUAUGCCGACUGUUAAAUUACAUACAUGAGCAUUAUUCGCCACUGACUUUGAUUUUUGUUGAUUUUUUUCAAAUAUGGAUAUAAUUAUCCAUGAUUACUUUAUGGUGAUUACUUUAUAUUAGCAUUAUAUAAUAAAUGUAUCUGACAAGCAUUA